This is a messenger RNA of Cucurbita pepo subsp. pepo (vegetable marrow), 1761 nucleotides long. The record is from RefSeq and is a predicted model, not a curated record. NCBI's taxonomy places the organism in Eukaryota, Viridiplantae, Streptophyta, Magnoliopsida, Cucurbitales, Cucurbitaceae.
UCUCUGGCCAACUUCCUUCAACAAUUGGUUUGUGGGAAUCGUNGUGGAAAUCAACUCUCUGGCCAACUUCCUUCAACAAUUGGUUCAUGGGAAUCAUUGAAUACUCUAAAUCUCUCACGAAAUGAACUUUCAGGCAAUAUUCCAGCGGCGUUCGGAUUUCUUCCUAGCCUCCUUUACCUAGAUUUAUCAGGUAAUAACUUCUCAGGUGAAAUCCCACCAGAAAUUGGCCAGUUAAGAUUGGCUUCUCUCAACUUGUCUUCCAAUCAGCUUUCAGGGAAAAUCCCAGAUGAGUAUGAGAAUACAGCAUAUGAAAGGAGUUUCUUGAACAAUCCUAAACUAUGUACCACCACUGAUGCACUUGACCUUCCAAAUUGUAACUCCAGACAAAGAGAUAUAAAAGAUCAUUCCUCUAAAUAUCUCUCCCUCCUUCUAGCUCUCAUCGUCACCUUCCUCGUAAUUGCUAUACUAUGGAUCUUCAUCUUAUAUAGAAGUUACUGCAAAAAGGAAGAAAGAUGCCACCCUGACACUUGGAAGCUAACUUCAUUCCAGAGAUUGGAAUUCACAGAAGCGAAUAUCUUAUCAAACCUGACAGAAACUAAUCUGAUUGGAAGUGGUGGAUCCGGAAAAGUGUACUGCAUAGAUAUAAACCAUGCUGGUUACUAUGUUGCAGUCAAAAGGAUUUGGAGUAACAAGAAGUUGGAUCAAAAGCUUGAGAAAGAAUUUCAAGCAGAAGUUCAAAUACUUGGCUCGAUUCGGCAUUCGAACAUAGUGAAGUUGCUAUGCUGCGUCUGGAAUGAGAAUUCAAGGCUGUUAGUCUAUGAAUACAUGCAAAAUCAGAGCCUAGAUAAGUGGCUUCAUAAAGAGAAGAAAAGGUUAAGAGCGGCUACAAUGGAUUUUGUUGAACAAUAUGUCUUAGACUGGCCGAGGAGGUUGCAGAUUGCUAUUGGAGCUGCACAAGGCCUGAGUUACAUGCACCAUGAUUGCUCUCCACCAAUCAUUCAUCGAGAUGUAAAGUCAAGUAACAUUUUAUUAGACCAUGAGUUCCACGCAAGGAUAGCGGAUUUCGGGCUGGCAAAGAUGCUGGUCAGGCAGGGAGAGGCUUACACUAUGUCUGCAAUAGCAGGAUCUUUUGGCUAUAUAGCCCCAGGUAAGUUCAUACUGUUCAUCCUUGGGAAAAACAAAGAUCCGUAAACAUCAAAAAUCAAAUAACAAUCGCAGUAAUCUUCAUAGAGAGCUUUCAAAACACAGAUUUGACGAAUGUUCUUGAUUUCUAUUGCAGAGUAUGUGUAUACAACAAAAGUAAAUGAGAAGAUUGAUGUCUAUAGCUUUGGGGUUGUACUGUUGGAACUCACAACAGGAAGAGAACCGAACUGUGGAGAUGAACACACAAGCCUAGCAGAAUGGGCAUGGCAACAAUAUAGUGAAGGAAAACCUAUUGCUGAUGCUCUUGAUGAAGAAAUCAGAAACCCACGCAAUUUGGAAGAGAUGAUUACUCUGUUCAAACUAGGUCUAAUUUGUACAAGCACGUUACCUGAAAUACGACCUUCGAUGAAGGAGGUUCUGCAGAUUCUACGCCAAUGCCGCCCUCAAGAAGAUUGCAAUGGGAGAAAGAACGCCGGCGAAUUUGAUGCCGUUCCCCUCCUUGGCACUUCUCUAUGACAUCGAUAAGAUCCUUACUGUUCAUGAAAAAAUCUGUGCGAGUGAACAUGUAUAUUGAUGGCCAUUUGUAUGUUACAGCAGAGGAUAGGGUAUUAAUAAAAA